Molecule: messenger RNA, 1292 nt
Organism: Exaiptasia diaphana
Lineage: Eukaryota; Metazoa; Cnidaria; Anthozoa; Actiniaria; Aiptasiidae
Product: general transcription factor IIH subunit 2
Exons: 17
Coding region: 93-1265 (390 amino acids)
Biological process (GO): regulation of transcription by RNA polymerase II; nucleotide-excision repair; DNA-templated transcription
Cellular component (GO): transcription factor TFIIH holo complex; transcription factor TFIIH core complex
Molecular function (GO): zinc ion binding
Source: RefSeq, a predicted model, not a curated record
CCACGAAGCAAAAUGGUUGUUCCCUGAAUGAAUGGGCUACCUUUGUAUUUGAUUAACGCUGACUGCAUCUGCUUAUUGGCUCAAAAACCAAAAUGGCGGACGAAGAAGAAGAAUCUGGCUAUCGAUGGUUGAAUCAAUAUGAAAAAACCUGGGAAGCAAUCAGGGAAGAUGAGGAAGGCUCCUUACAGUCCUUGGUUGAUGAUCUUGCACAUAGAAAUAAAAGAAAAAGGGCCUUCUUACGGACAGGAAAUGUCAGGCUUGGGAUGAUGAGACACUUAUUCUUGGUUAUUGACAUGUCUAAGUCAAUGGAAGAAGCUGACUUAAAACCUACUAGAAUAGCAUGCACUGCCAAGCUUCUAGAAAAUUUUAUAACAGAGUACUUUGAUCAAAAUCCUAUAUCACAGCUUGGAAUUCUUAUAACAAAAAAUAAAAGAGCUGAAAAAUUAACAGAAUUAAGUGGAAAUCCUAAAUUACAUAUUAAUGCUAUCAAAAAGAGUUGUGUUGUUAAAGCAUGUCAAGGAGAGCCUUCUUUACAGAAUACAUUGUCUCUGGCUGCACAGUCUUUAAGACACAUGCCAGGUCAUUCAAGCAAAGAAAUAUUGAUAUUAUUUGGAAGUUUGACAUCCUGCGAUCCUGGUGACGUUAAUCAAACAAUACAGACUGUUUUAGGUCAAAAUAUAAGAUGUUCAAUAAUUGGACUUGCAGCUGAAAUGAAAGUUUGUAAAACCAUAUGCCAGAAAACACAAGGGACAUACAGAGUCAUCCUUGAUGAGAGUCACUUCAAAGAACUGCUGUUACAUCAUGUUACACCUCCUACUGCAAAGGCAGAUACUGAGGCAGCCCUGAUUAGAAUGGGAUUCCCACAGCAUGUUGCGAAGGGACCUCCAUCAUUCUGCAUGUGUCAUUUAGACAGCACAAAUAGCAGUAGUGGGAUGAACACACAUGGGUACUACUGCCCUCAGUGUAAAAGCAAGUACUGUGAUCUUCCUGUUGAAUGUAAAGUUUGUAGUUUAACGUUAGUAUCAGCGCCUCACCUUGCUCGUUCUUAUCAACAUUUGUUCCCAUUUCCACAAUUCGAAGAAAUCUAUUUACCCGUGACCACAGAAACCAGGCAAUGUGAAGCUUGUCAGAUCGUUCUCAAAGAGAAAUCGGCUUCAACAUGUACUGGAUGCAAGCAAGUGUUUUGUCUUGACUGUGAUGCCUACAUCCACGAGUCUCUUCACGCAUGUCCAGGGUGUGUAGCCAGUAAUGAUUGUAAAUUAUAACAUUAUAUAUUAAAGCAAUUUAUCAUA